GUGGUUUUUUUUUUUUUUAACUGUGUUCAUAAUUUAUAAGUAAAACUGUUUUCUUGAAUUGUGCUGAGGGUUAUCUGAUGUAUAUGUGUGAAAGAAACCAGGUCGUCUUUCCUGAAGCUUUUAAUCAAAGAUGCCAAAGACGCUACAGACCGAUAAGAUGGAUGGGACCCAGGACCAGGGUCUGGCUCUCAUGUUUGGCACCCACAUCCCUGGCCUUGCGCUUGAGGCAACCCUUGCGGCAGCGGGAGUUCCAGUCGUUGUCUUGACAUAUGAGGACCUUGCACUGGAUGUAAACCUCCUCGCUGUACCUCAAGAACUGGAAGGCCCUGAAGGAGAAUCGAGCGUAGCGGGUGGUGCCACUGACGUACGAGUGGAUUCAAAGAAAAUGCAAAGUCUACGCCCAGCUGUCGCGGUCCUGCUGGUGUGGUGCUGCCUCCAGGGAGGCCGAGGGAACCGGGUUUACAUCCACCCCUUCCACCUCUUCGCCGCCGACAACGUCAGCUGCGAGACCCUGCAGACCCAGACGGCCAAGCCCCUGCAGACCCUUCCCUUGGCGCCCCUCGACAUGGCGGUCCUGACCCCGGACCACCGAGAUCCGUCCGAGCAGGACACUCAGAAGCAGAACGUCACGCAGAGGACGGCGGUGCUGGCUGAGCUGCUGAACUCGUUGGGUUUGAGGGUGUACCAGGCGCUCAGCGGCAAGCAGCGAGGCGCCAACACCCUCCUGUCCCCCGUCAACACCUACGGAUCCCUGGUCACCUUCUACCUGGGGGCCUCCAAGAAGACUGCCAGCUCCUUCCAGCAACUGCUGGGCCUGAGCAGCGGCACCGACCGAGACGACUGCGUGUCCCUGGUGGACGGGCACAAAGUCCUGAAGACCCUGCACGGGAUCAGCUCCCCGGUGGACGACGAACGCGACGUCGAGAUCACCACGCGGGUGUGGCUGUUCAGCCCCCCGCACGUCCGCCUGUCCGCCGACGUCGCGCGAGGCGCCCGAGACUUCUCGGACUCGUCCUUCGUCCGCGGCGCCGACUUCGCGCGGCCCGAGCUGGUGAACGCUUUUGUGGAGAAGACGUCGGACGGGAAAAUGAAGGACGCCUUCAAAGAUGUGGACGUGAACUCCAACCUUCUGUUUGGUACUUUGUUCAACUUCCAAGGCAACUGGAAGACGACCUUCCAACCGGAGAAGACCUCCUCGCAGAAGUUUCACGUGGACGAAACCACCACCGUGACGGCUCCGCUGAUGACCCACACGGGCCUGUACCAGUACUUUAACGAUAAGGCGAGGAAGUGCACGGUGGUGAAAGUGCCGCUGAGCAGGCGCUCCUACAUGUUGGUGGCGCUGCCCCACGAGGGCGCCAAGCUGCGCGACGUCGAAGCCCAACUGCUCACCAAAGUCGUGUCCUCGUGGCGCAACAGCCUGCAGGAGGGGUUGCUGGAGCUGUCGCUGCCCAAGUUCUCCGUGUCAGCCGUGAACGACCUGCGGGAGCUUUUGGGCAACGUGGACGCCGAAGUGGAGGCCAAGCUGUUGGGCUCGCAGGCCGAAUUCGGCCGGCUGGGCGACGCCGACCGCUUCGUCGUCGAUAAGGCGAUCACCAAGGUGUCGUUCGAGAUGUCCGAGGAAAGCGCGCCGUCCCCGGACAAAGCGGACGAGGCGGCGGGGGCCCCCCUCAAGAUGUCCGUCGACCGACCCUUCUUGUUCUUCGUGCUGGAGGGCGAGUCCGACGCCAUCCUCAUGUUGGGCAAAAUCACGAACCCCACGCUGUGAGAACAACCGCGCCGGACUUCAAACGAAGGAAAUCGUCGGCGUUAUCAUCGUUGUCAGUAUUUAUGGAAUUGCGUUACUGUUUGUCACUUUUAAUUUCAACCUUAAUCCCCUCCCCCCCCAUUUUUAUAUUACAGCAAAUUCCUGCAUAGUGUUUUUUUAGUAGAGUUGUUACAGUUCACCAGCUCAGCCGUGUAUGUUGUAACUAAAAAGUUUAUUUUUGUUUGAUGGCUGAAUAAAAUGUUUGU
This is a messenger RNA of Syngnathoides biaculeatus (alligator pipefish), 2013 nucleotides long. RefSeq names its product angiotensinogen (gene agt). NCBI's taxonomy places the organism in Eukaryota, Metazoa, Chordata, Actinopteri, Syngnathiformes, Syngnathidae. The coding region runs from base 131 to 1768 and encodes 545 amino acids. The transcript has 8 exons. Gene Ontology annotation, biological process: regulation of systemic arterial blood pressure by renin-angiotensin. The record is from RefSeq and is a predicted model, not a curated record. Gene Ontology annotation, molecular function: serine-type endopeptidase inhibitor activity.